GGAGCCCUCUCCAGGCAACCCAGUGCUGAUCGCCGGUGCCGGUGCGGCCGUUCCCCCUCCGUAGCGGGAGGCGAGGCUCCGAAGCAGCCCCCUCCUCCUCCUGGGCUCACCUCCCACCCCCUUCCCGGUGGACCUCGGGGCAUGAGCAACGAUGGCGGGCUGCAUCCCUGAGGAGAAAACUUACCGGCGCUUCCUGGAGCUGUUCCUGGGCGAGUUCCGCGGACCGUGCGGCGGCGGCGAGCCAGAGCCCGAACCCGAAUCCGAGCCCGAGCCCGAGCCCGAAGCGGAGCUGGUCGCGGCUGAGGCGGCCGAGGCUUCGGGGGAGGACCCGGGGGAGGACGCUGCGACGGUAGAGGCGGCCGAGGAGGGGGUGCAGGACCAAGACCCCGAGCCCGAAGAGGAGGCGGUGGAAGAGGAGGCGGCGGCCGAGGGCGAGGAGGAGGAGGAAGAGGAGGAAGCGGCUGCCCCGGGGCACUCGGCCGUGCCGCCGCCGCAGCCCCAGCUGCCGCCGCUGCCCCCGCUCCCGCGGCCGCUGUCGGAGCGCAUCACCCGAGAGGAGGUGGAGGGCGAGAGCCUGGACCUGUGCCUGCAGCAGCUCUACAAAUAUAACUGCCCUUCCUUUCUGGCUGCCGCUUUAGCCAGAGCCACAUCAGAUGAAGUCCUCCAGAGUGACCUUUCUGCUCACUGUAUCCCAAAGGAGACGGACGGCACAGAAGGGACUGUGGAAAUUGAGACAGUGAAAUUGGCCCGUUCUGUCUUCAGCAAACUACACGAGAUUUGCUGCAACUGGGUGAAGGACUUCCCUCUACGCAGGAGGCCACAGCUUUAUUAUGAGACGUCAAUCCAUGCCAUCAAGAACAUGCGAAGGAAAAUGGAGGACAAACAUGUCUGCAUCCCUGACUUUAACAUGCUCUUCAACCUAGAGGACCAGGAGGAACAAGCAUACUUUGCAGUGUUUGAUGGCCAUGGGGGAGUGGAUGCUGCUAUAUAUGCCUCGGUUCACCUACACGUUAACUUAGUGCGCCAGGAGAUGUUUCCCCAUGACCCUGCUGAGGCUCUCUGCCGGGCCUUCCGUGUCACAGAUGAGCGGUUUGUGCAGAAGGCAGCCAGGGAGAGUUUACGAUGCGGGACCACAGGAGUAGUGACUUUUAUCAGAGGCAACAUGCUCCAUGUGGCAUGGGUGGGCGACUCCCAGGUCAUGCUGGUAAGAAAGGGCCAAGCUGUUGAACUCAUGAAGCCUCACAAGCCAGACAGAGAGGAUGAAAAGCAGCGAAUUGAGGCCCUUGGAGGCUGUGUGGUUUGGUUUGGUGCCUGGAGGGUGAAUGGAAGCCUGUCAGUCUCCAGAGCCAUCGGAGAUGCUGAACACAAGCCAUAUAUCUGUGGAGAUGCAGAUUCUGCCUCCACUGUUCUGGAUGGGACUGAAGACUACCUCAUUCUGGCCUGUGAUGGCUUCUAUGACACCGUGAACCCUGAUGAGGCAGUGAAGGUUGUGUCUGACCACUUGAAAGAGAAUAAUGGAGACAGCAGCAUGGUUGCCCACAAAUUAGUAGCAUCAGCUCGUGAUGCGGGGUCAAGUGAUAACAUCACUGUUAUUGUGGUAUUCCUGAGGGACAUGAACAAAGCUGUAAAUGUUAGUGAGGAAUCAGAUUGGACAGAGAACUCUUUUCAAGGAGGGCAAGAAGAUGGUGGGGAUGAUAAGGAGAAUCAUGGAGAGUGCAAACGCCCUUGGCCACAGCACCAGUGCUCAGCACCAGCCGAUCUAGGCUAUGAGGGGCGUGUGGAUUCAUUCACUGAUAGAACUAGCCUGAGCCCAGGGCCCCAAAUCAACGUGCUGGAAGAUCCAGACUACCUAGAUCUCACACAAAUAGAAACAAGCAAACCUCACAGUACCCAAUUUUUGCCACCAGUUGAGAUGAUUGGUCCUGGUGCACCAAAGAAAGCAUAUGUUAAUGAGCUAAUAAUGGAGGAGAGCUCAGUCACGCCAUCACAGCCUGAACGGAGUGGUGCUGGAGAGCCUCUGGUUUCUUUUAAUUUGGGUUCAACAGGGCAACAGAUAUGCAGAAUGGAGAACUUGUCCCCUGUCUAUUCUGGGUUGGAAAAUGAACAGUUCAAAUCCCCGGGGAAAAGAGCAUCUAGAUUGUAUCAUUUACGCCACCACUACUCCAAAAGGCAGCGUGGAUUUAGGUUUAAUCCAAAGUUUUAUUCAUUUCUUUCUGCUCGAGAGCCUUCUCGCAAAAUAGGCAUUAGCCUCUCCUCACUUACUCGAAGUGGGAAGAGAAACAAGAUGUUAAGAAGUUCUUUGCCAUGGAGGGGAAAUAGUUGGGAAGGAUAUAGUGAAAACAUGGUGAUCAGAAAGCGUAAUAAUAUUUCAUGCCCAGACCUUCCCUGGGACUAUAAAAUAUAAAGACUUUUUCUUCAAUGUAGGCUAGCUAGUUCUCUCAAAAAUAUAACUAUCAGAGUAGAAACAAGGUAGACAUUUUUAACGUACAUGUGCUUCAUUAUGAAUCCACGGAUGGCUCAACCCUCAAAUGUACAUAGAUCUUUAGGAAACUCAAAAUAGCGUUUUCAAUCUAAUCAAAAGUAUUGGCGGUUUCACUAGAAAAAUUAUUCAACUGGUCCCUGUGAUGUGUCUCCACACCUACAUACAGCCCCUCUUCACCAUCCCUUCACGUCACUAGUGGAAGCUUGAAAGUUAUUCCAGUCAGAAUAUAUGGUAUAGAAAUCGCAACUAUUGGUCUGAUGUGCCUAAUCUAAAGGAAACAAUGCAGAAUUAAUUUUUGUUGGGAAAUGUCCCUCAAGAACUUGGGGACUAUGGAGCAUCUCCUCCCAAUUGCUUGGGUAGGUGAAAGAGUAAAAGCCACACGGGUCCUAACUGCUGAUGAAAGAUGCAGUAACCAGUACCAAAGUGUCCUACUCUCAGACUCGGGAGGCAGCAUAUGUGAGAGAAUUCAUUUCUCAUAGAAAGUGGAAGGCAACUAUGAACAUUUCUAAUUAAAAUACAUCGUUAAGGUUUUAGUUAUUUGAGCGUUUUAUAACCUGUUGUGGUGCUUUUGGUGGGAUUCUGUUACUCUUCAUUUUAGGAGACCACCGCCAGCUGGCUGUAACCUAGGAUGCUAAUGUUUUUCACAGUACCUUCAUCUCAGGAAUAAAAGUGGUUUAGCAGAGAUGAUGUCAGGUACGCUAUAAGACUCAUGCCAUUUAAAAAGAGUUGUGAAAAUAGCAUUUCUAUAUUUUCUGCUUUUUUAUGUUUACAGACAGCAAAGGCAUAUAUUACUAUAAUAUAACAUGUAGUUUGAAGAAUGAAAAAAAAAAUGAUAGUUUUAACUUCUCUAAAAUUGUUUUCCCCAAGGGAAUGAAGUAAUUGGUAUGAAGGAAGCUGAGUGUGAACCCAGAGGCCAAGUGCAAAGGAGAAUGCAGAUUACUGGGAGCCAGGGCUGUUUAGUUGUAACUGCAAGACGAGCCAGAGUCCAGCUACUUGCUUCAGACCACAGUGACAGGUCAUGUGCUUCUCAUUUCAAUACUUAAGUUAUAGCUUAUAGUUCUAAAUCAACUACUUCCUGCCAUUUCAAAGUUUCAAAGCAGAAACCCAGCAAGUACAGGGUCAUGUUUGUUCAGUGAGGCAGCCUGGUUUCUCUCAGCCAUGGGUCCACGUCCUCAUGUUCCCCAUCCCCCACGCUGGGCCAGUGUGGCCAAUAGGCAGGAGUAGCUGCUAGAGCCAUUGCUCACAGUGCAGGCACUGCUCCUACGUAAUCAUGUUCUAUGUAACAGCAAUUCACGAGGCACUCUCCAGACCCACACAAGACUAAGGUCCCCAAAUUCCGAGACAUAAAUGACUAAUAUACCGCAGGUACAUCAACUCGUUAAGAGACCAAAACCCGGCUUCUCUUUAGCAAUAAUCACACUGUUAAUCUAUAGCUUUUAUUUUUCAAAAUUUGAGAGUAAGUGGAGAUUCUCGGUAUGUUUUCUGUUGACCUUGGCGUCACCUUCCCCUCCCCCACAGUCACUGUUAACCGCUCAGGUGAAGAGGAUACCAAGGCUCCACCUCGGCAGUGUAAACUUCAUCACCUCUCUCCUGCUCUGCCCACACAUGGCCCUCGCUCAUGGCUGUUGUCUUUUUGAAGCCCAGAUCUUGUUGACAACCCAUCAGGUACAGGGUCACUUUCAAAUCAACACUUGUAAGGAAACAGGAGGAGGCUGCAGAACACAGGUGUACACUCAGACCCCAAAGUCUAAGAGCAUCUGUGGUUAUUAUUUGCUGGCAGUGAUUUUGAUCAGGAUGAGGAGAAAAGAAGAAACAUUUUGGGGUGAUACAGGCUUUUUAUCAGUGGGGUUAAAAAAAAAAAAACAAAAAAAAAACUGGGUGGAUGAAACUGGGACAAACAGACCCAUUUUGAAAGGUCUGGAUUUUGUAGGUCUGACUACACAGCAGUGUUAAAACUCCAUUUCUCAUAUCAUUCGCUCUCUAGAAAAUAGAGAAAAGUAUUUCUAGUGUGGUCAAGUUAAUAAACCAAUAUUGUAGAAAAUAACUUCAUUUGUUCACAAUGUGCGUAUUUAUAAGGUAGUUAGGAACCAUUUGUAAGGUAAGUCCUUUAACAUUCUAUGAUAUUAAAGUAGUGGUUAUUGGCCUGAUAAACACUGCUGUUGGUUCUAAAAACCAGACAAGAAGCAGUGCUUUGUGAAAUGCAGUGUUAACCCUUACCGCCACUGGUGAUAGGAAGUAGUUCCCUUCAGUUCAAAUCCUCUGCCCUUCUUUGCUGCUUGCUAAUGUAAGCAAUAAGUAACCCUCUAACUAAUGGUAUCUAUACAUUUCUGUAACUUAUAUUUAAUGAUGGUGUAUCUGGUGACUGUACAAACAUUAGACAGAUAUAAAAGUAUCUAUACAAUAUAUAUUACUGUAAAUGCUGA
Molecule: messenger RNA, 4905 nt
Organism: Rattus rattus (black rat)
Lineage: Eukaryota; Metazoa; Chordata; Mammalia; Rodentia; Muridae
Gene: Ppm1e
Product: protein phosphatase, Mg2+/Mn2+ dependent 1E
Exons: 7
Coding region: 152-2404 (750 amino acids)
Biological process (GO): protein dephosphorylation; negative regulation of protein kinase activity
Molecular function (GO): cation binding; protein serine/threonine phosphatase activity
Source: RefSeq, a predicted model, not a curated record